AUGGGUCAGAAGUGACCCGGCUGAGUUUUUAUCUUCUAUAUCUUUGCAAUAAAUUAAUUCCAUCAUUCAGUAUUCAAGGGAUGUAGCUCAGUAUCCUGUGGUGCCUGGAUCUGAUCUCCAAAACAAAGUGUGAAAUGGACCAGCAGCAGCAGGAGGGGGCGUGGUAUCACGAUGGUGGCUCUCCAUCGUGAUGGAUGACAUCGGCACAGCCCUAAUCAGCGCCAACCAAUCAGAGACGAUCACAAAUGAGUCGUCUAACCGUCGCCAAACAUUUGCCAAAUCUUCAUGAACCCUUCGCCCAACUUGAUGAAGAAUGGUGAAAUGUAAAUGCGCUUUUUAAGUCUCGGCGAAGGUUAGGCUACGUCUCGCUGCUGUGUCGCCGAGGCUCCCAUGAGCAUCACGGUUAUGGAUUCAAGACAAAUAGGCUCUCACAAAGGUUCCCGAGCUUCAGAAAGUAUUCCCAAACCCAUCUGUGAGGAUUCACUGUGUAGUUUGCCACCGAAAACAUCACCACCAGACUUCAGUGCAUGCAUUGAAAUUUUUCGUGACAUUUUUGGCCACACAUGAGGUGGAGAUGCACCAAAAAACAACUCACGAAGCUUGGAAAACAGUUGCAGUAACAUCACCACCAAUCUGCGGCCUGCUCACAGUGCAUAAUGGGAAAUCAGAACUCGUAGCUUUCUUGGCCAGAAAUGAAACAGUUUCCAAGCACUUGAAGCACCUUUCUUGUGUCUGUGAUGGGUUCUAGGAGGCCAGAGAGAGCAUGACGGCUACGAAACGCCAGGAGCAGUGCAGUGUGCUGGACGCUCUGAGACGACACUACCUGUUCAUGUACAACCUGCUUCAGUUCCUGGGCUUCUCCUGGACCUUCAGCCUCCUGACAGCCAACCUCAUACUGCACGGACAAGGUGCCGUGUACAGUGCGUUUAGCUCCUGUGCCACUGUGCUCUACGGCUGUCAGAUGCUGGCGGUACUGGAGGUGAUUAAUGCAGCAGUCGGUCUCAUAAAGACUCCCGUCAUCCCCGCCAUGAUACAGGUGAUGGGGAGGAACGUCGUUCUGUUCGUGGUUUUCGGCAGUUUGCAGGAGAUGCAGGAGCGCAGUGUGGUGUUCUGGGUUUUUUACCUGUGGAGCAUCUCUGAGGUCUUCAGGCUUGCGUUUCCUGUGCUGAGCCUCGACGCCAAGUUCGGGAUGCUGAUCUGGCUCCGCCACACGCUGCUGUAUCCCCUCACCACUCUGACAGAAGCUGUUGCUGUGCUCCAGUCUCUCCCGCUGUUCGAUCAGACCAGACUGUUCAGCGUGCCCCUCCCUGAGGCAGUGGGCUUCUCCGUCAGCUUCUCCUUCUCGCUCCGACUCUACCUCCUCCUCAUGUUUUUUGGAUUUUUUAUAAACAUUAGACACCUGGUGAACCCAAGCAGACGAGCUUUUCGGCUGAAACCCCACACAGACUGAUGUUUCCAUGGUGAUCUAUUCCUCUUUAAAUAUAUCUAAAGUACGCUGUCUGGAUCACAGCAAGUACUCAGUGGGAAGUUAUUUGCUUUGUAUUUCUGAAUGUAUUUUGAUAAGUAUAACCGUUCUGUCAGUCUUGUAUCGGCUUGCGGAACACAUGCCAGAGUCGCUGCUGUUGGGAGGAGCUGAUGAUUAGCCGUGGUGUUAGAAGAUGCUCAGGAUAAUAUUUCAGACUGGAUGGAACUGGUUCUUCAGUCGACUGCAUAACACUACAACGGGGGGGAAAAAUUAUACACACACACACACACACACGCACAGUAUUGUGCAGAAGUCUUAGGCAUGUGUAAAGAAAUGCUGUCGACCAAAAAUGGCUUAAAAAUAAUGAAAUGAAAUGUUUCAACUUUUAAAAAGUACUCUAAACAGUAAUCAGUGAGCUAUAAUAAAUGAAACAAAGUCAGUGUUUGGUGUGUGCGGAAGCCGAGAGAGGCCCUUCAUAUAAUCCUUUUUUUAUUCACCUUGUUAU
Messenger RNA from Neoarius graeffei (lesser salmon catfish), 1970 nucleotides. Its product is annotated as very-long-chain (3R)-3-hydroxyacyl-CoA dehydratase-like. Gene Ontology annotation, molecular function: 3-hydroxyacyl-CoA dehydratase activity. NCBI's taxonomy places the organism in Eukaryota, Metazoa, Chordata, Actinopteri, Siluriformes, Ariidae. Gene Ontology annotation, cellular component: endoplasmic reticulum membrane. The coding region runs from base 764 to 1450 and encodes 228 amino acids. The transcript is spliced from 9 exons. The record is from RefSeq and is a predicted model, not a curated record. Gene Ontology annotation, biological process: sphingolipid biosynthetic process; fatty acid elongation; very long-chain fatty acid biosynthetic process.